Messenger RNA from Strongylus vulgaris, 1392 nucleotides. The record is from the annotation of a GenBank genome assembly. Lineage: Eukaryota; Metazoa; Nematoda; Chromadorea; Rhabditida; Strongylidae.
AUGCUGCGACGUGUGCGCACGUUAUUUCUAGUUCUACUCAUAUCGUUUACGUCUAUCAGUUUUGUAGCAGCACAGUGUCCGGCCAUUAGUGGACCGUGCAGGUGCGCACCGUCGAUCUACGAGCCAGUUGCCAUUAUCUGCGAAAAUGCUGGCAGUCUUAGUAAUGCUCUACAAGCUAUACAACCAGCUCGGGACAUUUCCAUUGAUUCACUUACAAUCCUAGACACUGCCAUACCCAGUAUCCCUGCCAAUGCAUUCGCGGAACUCUCCCUGGAGACAAAUGCGCUCACUUCGAUUCCAUCAGCUGCUCUGGUCAAUCAGCGAGGCACGCUUACAAAUUUGAAUCUUGGAUUGAACAACAUCAAUGAGGUUCCAGUUGGUGCAUUGGACUUCCCAAAUCUAACAUCGCUUUCCCUCGAGUUCAAUGGGAUUACGGUUAUUCCUCCUCAAGCCUUCCAGGGUGUGCCAAACUUACAGUACCUGUAUCUAACAGGAAAUAAGUUCCCGUCAUGGGCCCCAGAGAUGUUUAGAUAUAUAACUCAGCUAAGAACCCUGGGUAUUGGAGAGACCCCUAUAUCUGUGAUUCCCAACAACGCGUUCAUGCACAUACCUCACUUAAUCCGGUUGGAGAUGUCCGAGGCUGCCAUCGAUACCAUUGAACGUGGAGCUUUUCAACGGACUCCACAAAUCCAAGCUAUUGUGCUGAAUAAAAACCGCCUCUCGCAAAUCCGAGCCGACUUUUUCGAGGGGCUCAACGAUUUGUAUUCAAUAGAUGUGCAAGGAAAUCGCAUCGAGAAUGUCCAGCCUCUUGGUUUCGCCAACCUUCCUUCUCUUACUCAUCUAGAUAUAAGCUACAAUCAACUACAAACACUGCCAGAGAAUGUUUUUAUGAACUCUUUCCUUCCGCGUCCCAACGAUCGACGUGUCAUCUACUGCUGCGGAAACCCCUGGUUUUGUAACAAUGAUUUGCUAUGGUUCCGCCAAUUGCUCCGAGACAAUCUCGAUAUUGACAUCGAAAAACCAGGAUGCCUUGCAGUAUGCGCUGCAUCUCCGAGUGGCUGCCCUGCUGAGGGGACUCCAUUGAGGGCCGUCGAUUUCUGCCUGGAGAACGAGGAGCCACAACCUCUCACAGGGACUGCUCUGUCGCUUGUCGGAUGGAUCAUAUUAGCAAUCAUCAUGACAAUUCUGCUAAUAUCCAUCUGCCUUCUUGCUAUGGUCCGAUACGGAAUGAGUCAUCGCAGAAAGAAACAGAAGGAUCAAGAACUCGAGGAUGACGCACGAAUGAUGUCAUCAGCAGGUGAGAGAGAUGAAUUACUUUUCUUAGACACAGUGAUGAUUGGCUGCGAUGCCUGUACCCACUUGUGUAUCACAAAUAGACCCAAGAAAACAUGA